Magallana angulata is the source of this 2196-nucleotide messenger RNA. RefSeq lists its product as uncharacterized. Lineage: Eukaryota; Metazoa; Mollusca; Bivalvia; Ostreida; Ostreidae. The transcript is spliced from 2 exons. The record is from RefSeq and is a predicted model, not a curated record. The coding region runs from base 1 to 2196 and encodes 731 amino acids.
AUGUAUGGUAUGGUCAGCAACAAUGGUCUCGGAAGUUUCCUAAAAAUUAUAGAAAAAAAAUUAUUGGCCAUCUACUUUUUCAUACAAAUCUCAUGCUCCUCUCUCCCUCAUGCUCCACUCUCUCAUUCUCACUCCACUCUACCCCUUACACUCCACUCUUUCCCUCACACCCCACUCUCUCCCUCAUACUCAACUCUCCUCCUCUCUCCACUACCCCCACUCUCUCCCUCACACCCCAUUAUCUCCCUCAGACUCCACUCUCAUUCCAACCUAUCCCUCACAGCCCACUCUCUCCCCUCUCCCCCUUACACCCCACUCUCCUUCUCUAACUCCACUCUCUCCCUCUCACUCCAUGCUCCCCCUCUCACUCCACUCUCCUUCUCCUCCUUACACCCCACUCCCCCCCCUCACACCCCAAUCUCUUACUCACACACCCCACUCUCUCUCUCUCACCCUUACACCCAACUAACACCCUCACUCUCUCCCUUACACCCAACUCUCUCCCUCACCCUUACACCCAACUCACACCCUAUUCUUUCUCCCUCACAUCCCACUUUCACUCCCCAUUCUCUCCCUUACACCCCACUCUCACCCUCAGACUCCACACCCCCUCUCAUUCCAUUCUCCCUCUCAUUCCACUCUCCCCCUCACACCCCACUCUCUCCCCUAUCCCCCUUACACUCCACUCUCCUCCACUUACUCCCUCUCACACCCCACUCUCUCCCUUACACCCCACUCUCCCCCUCACACAAUCCACUCUCUCCCUCUCACUCCAUGCUCCCCCUCUCACUCUACUCUCUCCUUCUCCCCCUUACACCCCACUCUCUCACUCACACCCCAACUCUUACUCCACUCUCCCAAGCCCACUCUCUCCCUCACCCUUUCACCCAACUCACACCCAUCUCCCCCCCCCCCCCUUUACAUCCCACUCUCUCCUCACACCCUACUUUCUUACUCAUACCUCCAUUCUCUCCCUCACCCUUAGACCCAACUCAUACCCUCACAUCCAACUCCUUUCCACUCUCCCCCUUACACCCCACUCUCCCCUUUACACCCCAACUCUCUCCCCCUCCCCCUGACACCCCACUCACACUCUCUCCCUCACACACCCCACCCUCCCCCUCACACACCUCCCCCUCCCUCUCCCCACUCCACCCCUCACAUCCCACUCUCUUACUUGCACAGCCACCCUCCACAUCAGAUCCCACUCUCUCCCUCUCACACCCCACUCUCCCCUCACACACCCCACCCUCCCCCUCACACCCAACCCUCCCCCUCACUCACACACCCCACUCUCUCCCUCUCACAUCCCACUUUCACUUGCACACCCCACUCUCCCCCUCACUCACACACCCCACUCCACUCUCCCCCUCACACCCCACUCUCUCCCCCUCACUCUCUCCCUCUUACACCCCACUCUCUCCCUCUCACACUCCACUCUCCCCCUCACACCCCACUCUCUCCCUCUUACACCCCACCCUCCCCCUCACACACCACUCUCCCCCUCACUCACACACCCCACUCUCUCCCUCUCACAUCCCACUUUCACACCCCACUCUCUCCCUCUCACACCCCACUCUCUCCCUCUUAUACCCCACUCUCCCCCUUACACCUCACUCUCUCCCUCUCACACCCCACUCUCCCCCUCACUCACACACCCCACUCUCUCCCUCUCACUUGCACACCCCACUCUCUCCCCCCCUCACACCCCACUCUUACACUCCACCCUCCCCCUUUCACACCCACUCUCACACACCCCAACCUUCCCCAGCGCCCCACUCUCCCCCUUGCGCCCCACUCUCACAUCCCACUUUCCCCCUUGCACCCCACCUCUCUCCCCCUUGUGCCCCACUCUCUCCAUUUCACACCCAGCCCCUUUGUGCCCCAGUCUCUCGCCCCCCCUUGUGCCCCACUCUUUCACUCCCCCUUGUGCCCCACUCUCACCCACCCCAACCCCACUUGCGCCCCACUCCCUCCUCUUGUGCCCCACUCUCACCCCCCUUAUUACAUCCCACUCUCCCCCUCACACCCAACUCUUCCUCUUGUGCCCCACUCUCACCCUCACCCCAACCCCCCACUCACACCCCACUCUCGCUCUCCCACACAUCACUUUCCCCCUCACUUACUAGUAGGGGGAAAGAGUUGGGAUUGAGGGCAAGAGGGGGAUCAAGAUGGGGGAGUGGGGUGGGGGAGUGA